GGUGCGCCUGCUUCCGCAUGGAGGGACCCCGACCGUCAUGUUAAGGUAAAGCAGAGAGGCUCAGUGCUGAACAUGCUAAGGAGGCUGGACAAAAUCAGGUUCAGAGGUCACAAGAGAGAUGACUUCCUCGAUCUAGCAGAGUCUCCGAAUGCCUCGGACACCGAAUGCGGAGAUGAAGCGCCCCUGAGGAUGCCUCGGACCUCGCCCCGGGACAGCGAGGAGCUGAGGGACCCUGCCGGUCCGGGGACCCUCAUCAUGGCCACUGGAGUCCAGGACUUUAAUCGGACAGAGUUUGAUCGAUUAAAUGAGAUCAAAGGUCACUUGGAAAUCGCCUUAUUGGAAAAGCACUUCCUCCAGGAGGAGCUCCGCAAGCUGAGGGAGGAAACCAACUCGGAGAUGCUUCGGCAGGAGCUGGACCGGGAGCGGCAGCGGCGGAUGGAGCUGGAGCAGAAGGUCCAGGAGGUGCUGAGGGCCAGGACCGAGGAGCAGACGGCUCCGCAGCCCCCGAAGGGGCAGGCCCAGGUCAAUAACGGAGCAGACCGGCGGAGCCAGGGGCUGUGCCCCCGGGUCCAGAAGUGGUUCUAUGAGAAGUUCGGGGAGUACGUGGAGGACUUCCGGUUCCAGCCCGAGGAGAGCACGGUGGAGACGGAGGAGCCCCUCAGCGCCCGGAGGUUGACGGAGAACAUGAGGCGACUCAAGCGGGGCGCCAAACCCGUCACCAGCUUCGUGAAGAACCUCUCUGCCUUAUCGGACUGGUACUCCGUCUACACGUCCGCCAUCGCCUUCACCGUGUACAUGAACGCCGUGUGGCACGGCUGGGCUGUCCCCAUGUUCCUAUUCCUGGCGAUCCUGCGGUUGUCCCUCAAUUACCUCAUAGCCAGGGGCUGGAGGAUACAGUGGAGCAUCGUGCCCGAAGUGUCCGAGCCCGUGGAGCCUCCAAAGGAGGACCUGACUGUGUCUGAGAAGUUCCAGCUCGUGCUCGACGUCGCCCAGAAAGCCCAGAACCUCUUUGGCAAGAUGGCCGACAUCCUGGAAAAGAUCAAGAACCUGUUCAUGUGGGUCCAACCUGAGAUCACGCAGAAGCUGUAUGUCGCGCUGUGGGCCGCCUUCCUCGCCUCCUGCUUCUUCCCCUACCGCCUGGUGGGACUGGCCCUGGGACUCUACGCUGGAAUCAAGUUUUUCCUCAUCGAUUUUAUCUUCAAACGCUGCCCGAGACUGCGAGCCAAAUACGACACCCCCUACAUCAUCUGGAAGAGCCUGCCCACGGACCCGCAGCUCAAGGAGCGCUCCAACGCCGCCGUGUCGCGCCGGCUGCAGAUGGCGUCCUCACGGAGCUGCGUGUCCAGCGCGCCGGCCGGCCUGAGCAAGGACGAGGACACUGGUCGCUUCCACGGCACCAAGAAAGGCAACUUCCACGAGAUCUUUAACCUGACUGAGAACGAGCGACCACUGGCGGUGUGCGAGAAUGGCUGGCGCUGCUGCCUGAUCAACCGGGACCGGAAGAUGCCCACGGACUACAUCCGCAAUGGGGUUCUGUAUGUGACGGAGAAUUACCUGUGCUUUGAAAGCUCCAAAUCCGGGUCUUCCAAGAGAAACAAAGUCAUCAAGCUGGCGGACAUCACGGACAUCCAGAAGUACAAGGUCCUUUCUGUCCUCCCGGGUUCAGGCAUGGGGAUCGCCGUGUCCACGCCAUCGACCCAGAAACCGCUGGUGUUCGGCGCCAUGGUGCACAGAGACGAGGCCUUCGAGACCAUCUUCAGCCAGUACGUGAAAAUCACGGCGGCGGCAGCUUCUGGCGCCGACAGCUAGUGCUGGCUCUCGGGGGGUGUUGCUGGAAGGUGUUUUUUUGUUGUUCUUUUUUUUCUUUUUUUUCUUUUUAUUAAGGAUUUGAUAGUGGAAAACCUUUGGACAUCCUCCUGAUCUUUUGCAAUAAUUCCCCUCGAUCUGUGGUUUCUAUUGUGUUUACCCUGCGUUUUUUGGACCCCCUCACGCAGGGGUGGGGCCACAGCCAGUGCCAGCCCUCCGAUGGGGGAGGCGUGUCCCACGGACACGUGGAUGCGGAGGCAGGGUCAGCAGAGGCCGUGCCUGCACCAGCCAGCGCCCAGGGCAGCGGCCGCCUCCGUGUCCCCCAGCCUGGGCAGAGCCCCCGCGCCCCAGCCCUCCGGAGGCUGAAGCUCUUCCACACCAGAAGCCAUAGCGGAGGAGCACCCGCGGCCCCUCCUCCCGGGGCUGAGGGAUGAGGACAGCUCCGAGGCCCCUUCACCGGCCUCCGGAAACGGGCUGGUCGGUCUCUCCCCUUCCUCUGGUGAGACCCCCCCCCUCCCCGCCGCUGCCCGUCCGAGCAAGGCUGGGCUGGGGCGCUGCCCGGCUUCCGCCCUGGGCUGCCUCCACCCCCCGCCGUCCUGCGGAGCCCCAGGAGCCCUGGACGGGGUGACCGAUGGGGACGUGGAGUGACAAGCUGGUAGAAGCACAUCUUCUCACCGCGUUGCUGGCAGAGACCCUCGAGGCCUGUAGGGCCGAGCUGUGCUCUCAGAUGGAAAUCAGCCGCCGUGUGUGCCUGGUGCUGGCCUCCGGGGUGGGGG
Suricata suricatta (meerkat) is the source of this 2582-nucleotide messenger RNA. It is a transcript of the gene GRAMD4, whose product is annotated as GRAM domain containing 4. Gene Ontology annotation, biological process: negative regulation of toll-like receptor 9 signaling pathway; apoptotic process. The coding region runs from base 73 to 1809 and encodes 578 amino acids. Lineage: Eukaryota; Metazoa; Chordata; Mammalia; Carnivora; Herpestidae. The record is from RefSeq and is a predicted model, not a curated record. The transcript has 19 exons.